Messenger RNA from Rodentolepis nana, 363 nucleotides. The record is from the annotation of a GenBank genome assembly. Lineage: Eukaryota; Metazoa; Platyhelminthes; Cestoda; Cyclophyllidea; Hymenolepididae.
AUGUCGACUGCGCCUUCGCUUGAUGGUCCUGGUCAGCUGCAAAUAGCUAAAGAGGCGGCUCUGGCAAAAGUAGAAGAUGCUAGAAUAAGACGCCUUAAUAAGAUUUUAGAGGCUCAAAAUGAGGGAGACAUUUUCGCCCAACAUUUUGAAGAAGAGCAUGAAAAACAUUACAUCGAAGUGGAAAAGGAGUUUGCCUUAGAAGAGGCCAGAUCUAUGGAAAGAUUUCAUACCCUUUCCGAAAAGGGUGUAGAAAGAAUCCAACAAUUGUAUGAAGAAAAUAAGGAAAAGGCACUCGCUAAUCUCAUUGUUCAGGUCCUUAAUAUCAAGCCAACCGUUCACAGAAAUGCAAUGAAUUUUCUCUGA